AUGCCCUGUGGAGGCCUGAAUGAGGCGCGCACCCGACCUCCAACAUCAUCGUCGCCAACCGUCCAUGAACAUGUGCAACAAGACCCUGUAGCUCUCGGGGCCUCAAAGCAUUUGCUGAGCCGGACUAGGCUACCCAAAUCGGCGCCGCGCAUCGCUAGCCGAAGCCCUAUCGAGGCUGCUGAAGAAAAAUUCCCUGCCGGUCACGCGGAAACGGCCAGCGAUCAGAAGCCAUCUCGAGAAAGCAGCAAGGCGACGAAACCCCGAUGGGAGGAACCAAAACACAGCACUACCAUGGGUCCGGAACGGCUGAAACAAAUUAAUGGAGCGACCAGACCUGUCAAUACGCUCAGCGUGAGACGAUACGAUUCCCUUAACGAUCCAGAUGUGCCAGCCAGCAAGCGGCAGAAGAAAGAUACCACGCGAACGCACGGCACGACAACUAGUCCGUAUUUCUCCAAAUCUAAGCCGUCGAAAAGUAGCGAUAUUCAAGAUAUCCACGUCGAGGGCUCGCACGACGAUGUAUAUGACAUCAUAAGUACUUCAAGCGCAGGAAAUGCAAGCCUGGGCACUAUAGGCUUGGACGAGUAUCGCCGCGUAUUACGAACGGGUAAUAGAGGAGGUGGUAAAGGGAGGCGAAGGCGAAGCCGGACGUCUUUGAAUUCAGCCCAACAAAUGCAGAGCGACACUGUUGGCGCCAAAUUCGACAUACACCAAGCUCCCGCUCCUCAAUCUCCAAACCGAAACCGAUUACCUAUAGAUAUAGACAGCCCGGAUGUCCUCGCGUUCGAGCAACGUCCGUCUACGGUUACAAAUGCAGUCUUCGACGCCUCUCGAUAUUUGAACUCAAAAAGAGAUCGACCGUAUCGCCUCGCAGAAAACACCGGCCCCCAGAUUAAGCGUCAAAAGCCUUCGACGGUCAAGGAGCCCAUUGAUCUCUCAGAAGACGAACUCCAGGCCGAUUUUGCAAAGUACGCCGAAUCGACUGACGGCAAAAGCACAGCAUCAAAAACCCUUGCUCAUUUAGGCCGCCAUAAAAAAGCUACGAUGCGAGGAGAUAUCCACCACACGGUUUUUAAGACUUCAUCACAGCGACAGUCGCGAUCUGACGAUAUAGCCAUAACUAGAGCGGUCUGUGGGAAACAUAUCUACGAGCGCGACGAUAACUCUGAUAAAGUGGUUUUGCGCCGAGGAGGCAAGGAUAGCAGAAGGCUUGAGUCCGUACUAGAGAACGGCAGAGUUGCAAAAGAACAUGCUUGGCUAAGCAUCGAUUUGGAUCAAAUUUCUCACUUCGGAUAUUCUGAAGCGCCAAGCCGCUAUGGCUACAUAAUUCGUUCCCAAUCAGGGGAUGCUGGUCCAAAGCUUUUUCUGAAAUUUGAAAGCAACGAUAACACGAGGGAUUUCUGCGAGGUUCUAAGAUCUGCAAACGUUGAGGGGAAAGUCAUCGGAGAAAUAGAAAAGAGGGCUGAGAAAGCAUUUGAUGAAGCAAAGAAUUGGAUAGCUUCGAAUGAGGCCCAUAAAAAAAUCAGCCAGCUAUUUUCCACAGAUGAGAAAGAAAAGGAUACGAUACCAAGAUCUUCUAGUCCGAAUCGACGCCCAGAAUCAGCACGUGUAAAGCUAAGGGACAUCUUAAUACAGUCGGCUCAAGAUGCAGAGAGUUCUGCAACUGUCCGUCGACCAGAAGAAAGCCUCGCUCUCGACCUUCGGCGAUCUACGAGAUCAUCUGCUCCAGCUACGCGCCGCCGUAUGCCAUCCCCUGAUGUCUGGACAAUAUCACAUCCAGACUGGGAAAAAUCGUGGCUGGCACCGCUUAUAUUCCCCGAAACCGGCAAGAAUAGAGCGACAGUGGAUAAAAUUGACAUCCCGAGGUUAGAUGAGAGGGAAUUCCUCAACGACAACCUCAUCAAUUUCUAUAUCCGUCACCUUGAAUUCAGGCUGGAAAAGGAAAGGCCCGAAUUAUUACGCAAAGUUUACUUCUUUAGUACUUUCUUCUUCGAGAAACUGAAGUCUACGAAAGGCAAGAUAAACUACGACGGCGUCAAAGCUUGGACAGCGAGGGUGGAUUUGCUUUCUUACGAUUACAUCUUCGUGCCUGUCAAUGAACAUGCCCACUGGUAUCUAGCUAUAAUUUGCAAUGUUCCUAACGCCGUUCGGGCUCCCUCCCCCGAAAAAAAGAAUCAGCAAGUUCCAGAUGCCUCAGUUGACAACGCGAUGGAAAUGAUAGAUGCGCCCGAAUCCCCGAGAUUGGCAACAGUCGAAAGAGAUUUGACUGAUAUUUCUUUAGAAGAUGUGGAAGCGGCGGUACAAAAAGAUGCGGAUGGCCUCGUUCCAUCCCAUCGCACAGCCGCACCGUCUACACCGUCCUCACCCCUUAGAAAGCGGAAAUUUGCAGGGUCUACCCCAUCCAAAGUCGACCCUACGCAACCAAGGAUUAUUACUCUUGAUUCUCUUGGAAGCCCGCACUCUCCAACAAUCAAGGCUUUGAAAGAGUAUCUCGUUGAAGAAGCGAAGGCGAAAAAGGGCAUUGCCUUGGAAACUAUUCCCACUGGCAUGACUGCCAGGGGUAUACCAGAACAGAACAACUUUUGCGAUUGUGGAGUAUUUGUGUUGGGGUAUAUGGAAGAAUUUUUAGUAAACCCUGAUGAGGCAGCUCGCAAGCUCUUCUCAAAAGAAGAACUCGGCUGGGACAUUCGUCCAUCUGAACUACGAAAUCAGAUGAGAGAGCUGCUAUUUAAUCUUCAAGCUGAGCAACAAAAGCGACACCUGCAACAGCGAGAGGAGAAGAAGCUCCUCAAAGCAAAGAGAAAAGCAAUGGCUGAAGCCAGCUCGCAAAUAAUAUCCUCGCCACCACCUCAACCGGUGGCAUCCCCAUCUCCAGCGCCAAAAUUGCCCGGUUCUUUCCCAAGCGAGUCUCCGGAAAGGAAACCAAUGUCAGGGACAGAGUCAUCUUCAUCAGAAUCUGUACAAGAGGCUGAUAACUUAAAAGACAGUGACCUGAACGGCGUGGCAUUGCAUGAAGAUGCACGGAGAUUCAAAGCGCUCUCAGAGCCCCAGUUUAUUAGUUGCUUAUCAGACGCAUCAAGUGCCAGCCCUAUCAUCACGAAGAGCAAACUCCUCCCUAUUGUUUCCUCCAAAGCGCCUGAAGAGCUGCAGUUCAUUGGCUGCUUAUCGGAAGGAGGGAGUGUUAGCCCCGACGUCCCGAAGGGCAAGAUACCCACCAGCGGUUCUUCUCUAACUUCCAAAUGCAACGGCUACUCCAAUAAACUGGUUGUGGAGUUGAAAGCCAUCAAUGGACGCGACAAAAACCAGUUCGAAGAAUCUGCCUUGGCCGAUGACGAUGAUGACGUCCAAUUUGUGAAACAGCAGUCAAGCGCUUCAUCUGAGAAUAACGAGGCCACAUCAAAACCCACAGAGACAAGUCGGAGUCGACAGUCAUCUGUGGAACUGAUAGGAGAGACAAGGAGUCGACCAUCGUCGUCCCAGAUGCACAACCAACGGACUAAACCUCUACCCAGCGCUUUACCACGAGCUAAAGCGCGAAAAGCCUUUGAAUCCCCUGAUAUCCGAAGAGGGCCAAAAUACGAUGGCAUUGAUAGGUCGGCUGAAAGAGCAAUAUCCUAG
Trichoderma asperellum CBS 433.97 is the source of this 3618-nucleotide messenger RNA. Lineage: Eukaryota; Fungi; Ascomycota; Sordariomycetes; Hypocreales; Hypocreaceae. The record is from RefSeq and is a predicted model, not a curated record.